CACAGAUGUUAAAAGGGAUAGAAUUGUGUUGUCAACGUAGCGCAGCGUUCACGUUCACCGUUAACUUAAGGACUUCGCAUGGAUGACAUGCCAAAUGUAGUGACCCAGUUAUUAUGGUAAACACUGCCUGCAAUACACAACUAGCUCAUGUAAGAAUGGGGGCUCUGGCAUGGAAACGGUGUAUUGGAUGCGGAUGCAAGAUUUCUGACCGGUUCCUCCUGUUUGCUUUGGAUGGAUACUGGCACUGCCACUGUCUCAGGUGUUCCUGCUGCCAUGCCAAGCUGGCAGAAAUUGGCUCUUCGUGUUUCACCAAGCGUGGCUUGAUCCUCUGCAAAAGUGACUAUAUAAGAUUAUUUGGUAACAGCGGAGUCUGCAGGGCUUGCAAUAAAUCCAUCCCAGCAAGUGAAAUGGUUAUGCGGACACAGGGAAAUGUUUUCCAUGUCAAGUGUUUUGUAUGCUCCAUCUGCCAUAAUCAACUAAUACCUGGUGAUCAUUUUCACUAUGUGAAUGGAGAACUGUUCUGUGAGCGGGACAGGCCAACAGCUUCUCCAGACACAAACAGUCACUUGGAUUCACUUCGGGAGCACAAUAUUUCAGAACAGAAGUCAUGAGCUGAUCAUUUUUUGCUUUUGAAAUGAGCUCCAAGAAAGAGACACUAAUGGAGCACCUAGUUUCAUAUUCAAGAUUUCACAUAACCCUGUAGUUGCUUUGUCAGCAACAGACCAUUUUGUGAAGGUCUAAUAUUGUGGAAAUUCAACAUAUGUGGCAAUAUCUGCUAGUGUAAAUGAGGUUAACCACUGGAGCUGAAAAGCAAUAUUAGCAGGUGCCCUUGCGUAUCAUAAUCAAUUAUGAAUUGGUUUGCACUGAAUUACCUUUCUCAUAUAUACUGUGGUGGACCUGCAAUAAUUUAGUUGUGGUAUCUAAUAGUCUUAAAAUUGUGCUUGACUGUGUACUUAACUUCAGUGGGCUACCUCUGCAACUGUUUUUGCUGACAAACAUUGAAUCCACACAACCCCAUCUUUCACUGGUGUGUGAGUGACAUUUAUCUUUUGUUAAUGGGACCGCUGUUUUGCUUGGUCCAUAAUUAUGAUAUCACUGCACUUAACCUGUCCAUACAAGUCAGUCCUACAAGCAUCCAGAGAGUCCAGAUGUCUUACCAUUUAGCUAACUAAUCUGGUUCCCUGCAUCAUUUGAAACUGCUUUCCAGGGAUAUCUAUGGGAGUAUAAAGCUUUUUUUGUCUCUGAAGUGUGCUGUGUAACAAGUAAUAUUUUCUUUGUUCCAAAUAAAUGAAAACUUUAAA
Molecule: messenger RNA, 1301 nt
Organism: Myxocyprinus asiaticus (Chinese sucker)
Lineage: Eukaryota; Metazoa; Chordata; Actinopteri; Cypriniformes; Catostomidae
Gene: lmo4a
Product: LIM domain only 4
Exons: 4
Coding region: 114-611 (165 amino acids)
Source: RefSeq, a predicted model, not a curated record